GAAUGACGUGUCAAGCUUAUGUCUACGCACGCGCACAAUCAUAUGUUUUGCUUUUGCCACCGAAGCUAGCUAGCAAUAAAUACUAGUUUUGUCUGAAGUUACGUUGUAUCGGAGGCUAGCGGGGUUUACAAUAGAACUUGAAGAUGUACUGUAGAAAGGCUUAAGCUUAGCUAUCAUCAGAGAAGUGGACCGUCAAGGAAACGCCGCACCAGUAGGAUAACAACGUUAUAGUAAUUACUAAUCGAUACUAUUUCGUAACGUUCGCUAUAUAUGUAUUCAUUUUUGACCUACAGCUCUCAAUUGUUUUCACCAUUAUUAAACCAGAUUAGACAGUUUUCAUAUUGAUUCUACGGAAUGAACAUCAGUAUGGGUGCUAAAAAUAAGAAACGAGUGGUCCUUCCAAAUCGACCAGAUCCGCCCACUGUGGAGCAGAUCCUUGAGGACAUAAACCGAGCCUUUCCGAAUGAUCCAGUAUUCAGUGUGUUGGAUGGCAACCAAGAUGCCAACAGGGGAUCACCCGACAAUGAAGUUGAGACAAAGUACCUUCAAAGCCGCAGGUACUUGGAAACGAACGAGAGGCUUCAGGAGAUUAAAGGUGAACUUGUUCAGCGGAGGGAGGAACUGCGGGAGGCUGGAAAACAGUUGGAGAUCAGGGUGGCUGAGGUCAAAGGGAGAGCCCUCUGACCUCACUCCAAUAGUGUUAUCACACCUCUGGGCUGGGGAACAACCCGUUAAACCAAUUCAGCAGGAACAAACUUGACUUCCUGGAGUAGCACAGCCUCGGAAAUGGAAAUGGGAUAUAACUGGUUGUCCUUUGUGUCAGUUCAAUGUUGUUCCAAAUGGUUGCUGGCUAAAAAAAUUAUAAUCUUCAUGAAUUGGUCUGACUUAUCACAUUGUCAAAUAAAUAAGUUAUUUGUAUUGUC
Esox lucius (northern pike) is the source of this 923-nucleotide messenger RNA. It is a transcript of the gene c8h19orf25, whose product is annotated as chromosome 8 C19orf25 homolog. Bases 355 to 684 code for a protein of 109 amino acids. NCBI's taxonomy places the organism in Eukaryota, Metazoa, Chordata, Actinopteri, Esociformes, Esocidae. The transcript has 2 exons. The record is from RefSeq and is a predicted model, not a curated record.